Molecule: messenger RNA, 2615 nt
Organism: Sphaerodactylus townsendi
Lineage: Eukaryota; Metazoa; Chordata; Lepidosauria; Squamata; Sphaerodactylidae
Product: SWI/SNF complex subunit SMARCC1-like
Exons: 22
Coding region: 174-2615 (813 amino acids)
Molecular function (GO): protein binding
Source: RefSeq, a predicted model, not a curated record
GCGCGGCUCCGCCCUCCCCGCCUUCGAGCCCGCGAGUGGAGCCGGCGGGGCAGGCGGCGUGAGGCGAGCGCGUCUGGCUGCCUGCCGGAGGGGGGGAGAGCGGCUUCCCUGCGCGUGCGCGCGGAGAUUGGCGGCGGUGUGGCAGCCGCCGCGGCGUCCGGCGGGCUCUGCGCAUGCGCGGGGCCAGGAGAGUGGGUGGCGUAGGGCCCCGGCGGCGGUGGCGGAGGCGGCGCGGAAGGCCCGGCAGGACAAUGGCGGCGGCGGCGGCGGCGGCGGCGGCGGCGGCAUCGGCCGGAGCGGGCGGCGGGCCGGCCCCGGGGGGACCAGGAGUCGGCGGCUCAGGCCCCGGUCCAGGCCCCGCCGCCUCCGCCAGCCCCUUGUCGGUGUCGCGGCGCAAGGACGGAGGCCCCGCCGGCAAGUUCUGGGAGAGCCCCGAGACCGUCGCGCAGCUCGACGCCGCCCGCGCCUGGCUGGCCAAGCACUGCAAGAAGUCAGUUCAAGCAGAUGCUCCUACCAAUAAAACACUGGCUGGGCUCGUGAUGCAGCUGCUGCAGUUCCAGGAAGAUGCCUUUGGAAAACAUGUCGCCAAUCCUGCCUUCACCAAAUUCCCUGCAAAGUGCUUCAUGGAUUUCAAAGCUGGAGGAACUCUGUGUCACAUUCUCGGUGCUGCGUAUAAGUAUAAAAACGAGCAAGGAUGGCGAAGAUUUGACUUACAGAAUCCUUCCCGCAUGGAUCGAAAUGUAGAAAUGUUUAUGAACAUUGAAAAAACACUAGUGCAGAAUAACUGUCUGAGCAGACCAAUCAUCUACCUCGUUCCAGAUAUCGAAUUGAAGCUGGCCAAUAAACUAAAAGACAUUGUCAAACGACACCAGGGCACACUCACGGAUGACAAGUCAAAAGCCACCCACCACGUUUAUCCCAUUCCUACCUCACUGGAUGAAGAAGAGUGGCUGAGACCUGUGAUGAAAAAGGACAAGCAGGCUCUUGUGCACUGGGGCUAUUACCCUGACAGCUAUGACACUUGGGUUCAUGCUGGUGAUAUAGAAGCAGAAGCUGAAGAGCCUCCAAUUCCGGAAAAGCCUUGGAAGGUUCAUGCCAAAUGGAUUCUGGACACAGACAUAUUCAACGAAUGGAUGAAUGAAGAAGACUAUGAGGUGGAUGAGAACAAGAAGCCGGUCAGCUUCCGCCAGCGGGUCUACAUGAAGAAUGAAGAACCGGUCCGCAGCCCAGAACGCAGAGACCGGAAGGCGACUGCCGGUGCUAGAAAACGAAGGCACUCUCCGUCACCUCCGCCUCCUGCUACCCCGGUUGAAUCGAGGAAGAAGUCUGGAAAGAAAGGGCACACAUUGGGGUUGCGCAUGUGCAGGCCUGCCUGGGAGAGUACAGAAAGACAAGCCGGUCUUUAUGGGAAGAGACGAGGGCAGAAGGACGAUGACGAGCACGAAGAUCUCACCAAGGACAUGGAGGAUCCAACCCCGGUGCCCAACAUAGAAGAAGUGGUCCUUCCCAAAAACGUCAACCUAAAGAAAGACAGCGAGAACACCCCCGUGAAAGGAGGAACGGUGGCAGACCUGGAUGAACAGGAUGAAGAGACCCUGGCCACUGGAGGAAAGGAGGAUGAAGAUCCCAACAAAGGGGACCAGAGCCGCUCCAUAGAUCCGGGAGAAGACAAUGUCACAGAGCAGACCAAUCACAUCAUUAUCCCCAGCUACGCGUCCUGGUUUGACUAUAACUGUAUCCACGUGAUCGAACGACGUGCUCUUCCAGAGUUCUUCAAUGGGAAAAACAAAUCCAAGACCCCAGAAAUAUUCUUAGCCUACCGCAACUUCAUGAUCGACACCUAUCGUUUAAACCCGCAAGAGUACCUGACCAGCACUGCCUGCAGAAGGAACUUGACUGGGGACGUCUGUGCGGUGAUGAGAGUCCAUGCCUUCCUGGAGCAGUGGGGGCUCAUUAAUUAUCAAGUGGACCCGGAAAGUCGGCCCAUGGCCAUGGGCCCUCCUCCCACCCCUCAUUUCAACGUGCUUGCUGACACGCCUUCCGGGCUCAUGCCGCUUCAUCUUCGUGUACCUCAGAUCCCAGCUGCUCAGCAGAUGUUGAAUUUCCCUGAAAAAAAUAAGGAAAAGCCGACUGAUCUGCAGAACUUUGGGCUUCGCACAGAUGUAUACUCCAAGAAGACCUUAGCCAAGAGCAAAAGUGCCAGUGCUGGGCGAGAAUGGACAGAACAGGAGACUCUGCUUCUGCUCGAGGUAAGAAAUGGCCAAGGUGGAAAAUCAGAACCUGCAGCAGGUGGGGAACAGCUGCUGUGCAAAAGUGGAAACGCUGUCUGGUUCUGGACCUCAGUGGGCUGGAGGGAAGGGGGGCAGGACUGCCAAUCCCAGAGUGGGAGGUACCUGGAGAUUCCGGACAAAGCUUGCGGGGGGCAGAGUUUGGAGAGCACGGGGGGCCUCAGUGGGCUGAGUCCUGAGCUGAGCUUUAGAUGCUUUCCCACAUUUGCCACUGUUUUGGUUCACACCUGGGAAGGAGCAGCUGAGAUGCAAGACCUCACAGGCUCUGCUGGGCACCCCAGUGAGUGGGCAAAGGUGGAGUCCUUUGCCCAGGUCUUAGCUUGGUAG